Molecule: messenger RNA, 489 nt
Organism: Funneliformis mosseae
Lineage: Eukaryota; Fungi; Glomeromycota; Glomeromycetes; Glomerales; Glomeraceae
Source: the annotation of a GenBank genome assembly
AUGCAAUCGUUUUCACUUGAACUUUAUCCAACAAGAGGACAUAUACAUAUUUCAUUUUAUAAAAAUGUAACGAAUGCAGAAGAUUUACGAAAACGUUUACUAUCUCAUGAUCAAGAAUUAUCUUAUGCUUUUAUAGAUGCUAAAGUGGUGUUGGACCAGUUUCAACUACUGAUAGCUGCAAAUGACGCGGUACACCAUGAAUUACAUUCUUUGCUUAAAACUUAUAACAUAAAUGAAUCUCUACGAAGAUUUGGUAUUUCUAAUUCUUCAACUUCAAUCGUUGUUGUUAAGGUUGGAGGAAAUGCUGAAGAGGUGAAGUCUCAUUUAUCGACAUUGAUUCAUGGUGAAGAAGCAGAUGUUGGAGAAUUUUCUAAUUCCGUAGAUAUUUCGAGUAUCAAAAAGUAUUAUAAGAUUGAUAAUAAGGUUACCGAUCAAAAAGAAAUGCUUGAUAUUAUUGUUGGAUCAAUCGCUAUUAAAAGUGUAAGUUAA